Messenger RNA from Diospyros lotus (date-plum), 3717 nucleotides. RefSeq lists its product as uncharacterized. Gene Ontology annotation, molecular function: ATP-dependent DNA damage sensor activity; ATP binding; ATP hydrolysis activity. Lineage: Eukaryota; Viridiplantae; Streptophyta; Magnoliopsida; Ericales; Ebenaceae. The transcript is spliced from 20 exons. The record is from RefSeq and is a predicted model, not a curated record. Gene Ontology annotation, biological process: mismatch repair; negative regulation of DNA recombination. Bases 17 to 2650 code for a protein of 877 amino acids.
AGUGGAUGGAUGUGGAAUGCGGAUAGAGCAGCCUCUCAAAUCCGCUCAAAUUCGGUGUUUGGCCGUUCGUCGGAGCCGCGUUCGCACUAUGCUUCGCGCUGUUGUCUUCAGCAACAACUGUAUCUCCAUCUCCGCCUUCACAAAACCUACCUUUUCAUCCGGUUAUGGCAUCGUCAGAUCCGCUCAGUUGGAAGCUCGAGCUCGAGCCGUGGCAUCGCUCUCACAACGCGCCGACAGGCCGCCGGUAGUUCUCGACAGUCUGAAGCUUCUCGAAUGGGACAAGCUCUGCGACUCCGUCGCUUCCUUCGCCGGCACUUCCUUGGGCAAACAAGCCACCAAAGCACAGCUGUGGUCAUUGAAUCAGAGCUACGAAGAGAGUAGGAGGCUCUUGGACGAGACCAAUGCCGCGGUAGAAAUGCACAAGUACGGAGGUUGCGCCAUGGACUUUACUGCCAUCGAUGUCGACUUGGUGAAAUCUGCUCUGCAAUGUGCCCAGCGGGGUUUACCAGUUGAUGGAACUGAAGCAAUGGCUAUUGUAGCUUUGUUGGAGUUUGCUGAAAAUUUGCAGUUUAGUCUUAAAGCUGCAAUCAAAGAGGAUGCUGAGUGGUAUAAGCGUUUCAUGCCCCUCACUGAAAUGAUUAUGGAAAUGGCGAUAAAUAGAUCAUUAGUCAAGUUCAUUAGGCAAUUUAUAGAUGAAGAUGGAUUUGUUAAAGAUUCUGCUAGCUCUGCGUUGAAGCGGUCACGGGAUCAAGUGAGAUUGCUUGAAAAUAAGUUAUUGCAGUUAAUGGAUAGCCUAAUUAGGAAUAAGAUGAAAGAGACAUCCAAUCUGGAAGUAAGUAGUAUUGAUGGAAGAAUAUGCUUGUUGUUGGGGGCUGAUUCAACCACAACUUUUGAGGGCUUAUUAUUGUCCAGUGGUUCAGGUGGUGGAAACAUUGUGGAGCCACUCUCUGCUGUUCCUCUAAAUGAUGAGUUGCAGCAAGCAAAGGCAUCUGUAGCAAAGGCAGAGGCAGAUGUGUUAUUGAAGAUAACAGAGAAGGUUCAAGUUGAUCUUUCUGACACCAAAAAUUUAUUUGACAUAAUGAUUCAGCUCGAUGUGAUUAAUGCUAGAGCAACCUACAGUCUUUCUUUUGGAGGCACAUGUCCUGAUCUAUUCUUACCAGAGGCCAAAGAUGGAGGUCUUGCGCUUGAUGCCUUACUUGGAAGUGAAAAUUCAACACAAUCUGACCUCAGUGAGAGGAAAUGGACAUUGUAUCUUCCUAGAGUUUAUCAUCCUUUGUUACUUAAACAGCAUCGGCAAAGUCUACAAAAGGCCAUUAAAGAUGUUGCUGGUGCAACUGCUGAAUUCAGGAGGAGAAAGCUUCAAGGGGGAAAUAUGUCCCAAAAAGAUGAAGAUAUGGGGAUAAAUCUUUCAUUUUUGAAAAUGCAGGUUACAAAGUUGGAACAAAAUCAUCCUAUUCCAGUUGAUAUUUUUAUUGCUCAGAGAACUCAAGUUUUAGUUAUUACCGGCCCUAACACUGGGGGUAAAACAAUUUGCCUAAAGACAGUUGGGUUGGCUGCUCUAAUGGCAAAAUCAGGUCUUCAUGUAUUGUCUUCUGAACCAGUUAAGAUGCCUUGGUUUGAUUCUGUAUUUGCUGAUAUCGGUGAUGAACAGUCCUUGUCACAAUCUUUGUCUACCUUCUCUGGGCAUUUGAAACAAAUUAGUGUAAGUCGGGAAAUUUUGAAGCACUCAACAACUCAGUCACUAGUGCUAUUAGAUGAAGUAGGUGCUGGGACUAAUCCUCUUGAAGGAGCUGCACUUGGGAUGUCAUUGCUGGAAUCUCUUGCUGAAUCUGGGCCAUUGUUGACAAUGGCUACAACACAUCAUGGUGAACUCAAAACCCUCAAAUACAGUAAUGAGGGCUUCGAAAAUGCUUGUAUGGAGUUUGAUGAAGUGAACCUGAAGCCAACUUACAGGAUUCUCUGGGGGGUACCAGGGCGCUCAAAUGCAAUCAACAUAGCUGAAAGGCUAGGACUACCAAACACUAUUUUAGAUAAUGCUCGUGAACUAUAUGGUUCUGCUAGUGCAGAGAUAAAUGAGGUCAUACUUGAUAUGGAAAAGCUUAAGCAGAACUUACAUGAGCAUGUUUCUGAAGCACAGAACUACAUCAAGCUCUCAAGAGAUCUUCAUGAAAAUCUACUUGUAACUAGAAAAAAGGUUAUCGAUCAUGGCAAUGAUGAAAGACACAGGAAGAUGCAAGAAAUUUCUGAGAUGGGCGCAAUGGCACGGUCUAUACUUCACAAGAAAGUGCGACAAGUUCGUGCAUCAGCAUCUCAGACUUCCCAGUAUGCAAACGGCAGCCAACACAAAGCCGCAGCCAACAGCCAGCAGACUGAGGUAGGUAACGGCCGUGAACUUUCUACUGCAACUGUGGCUGCAGCAGAUGAUAGUGAACUACUACCAAUCGCACCUAAGGCUACUUAUACUGCAGAUACUGCCAGACAAUCGACUCAAGAAAAACAGGCCAAACUGCCAAAGGUGGGCGAUACAGUGCACAUCUCUUCCUUCAACAAGGAAGCUACUGUCUUAAAAGUGGAUCCUUCUAAAGAAGAAAUAUUAGUUCAAGCUGGUAAAAUGAAGUUGAAGUUGAAACUGAUGGACGUGGUUACUUGACCUGUAAGCAUUGAGGAAAAUGCAGAUACCAUAAUCAUUCUCUAUUUUUUCAUUGCUAAUUCAACUUGACAAUUGACAAAUGUCCCAUGCCAUGGUAAUCUCUUUUUUAUACCGUAGAAGAAGCUAGCUAGUUCAAGAUCAAUCAAUUCAACUUGAGUUGAAUUCAAUCCUAAUUGUCCCAUUUCUAUCUGCCAAAUGGUGAUCUAAAGUCACUUCCUGAUCAGCAGUUCAGAACUGACCGGUGAGCUCCAAAGCCUCGCCGCGAUCUUCUCCGUCGGAAGCACCGGCAGCCCAACCAUAAUCAACGGUGAAAUCAAGAAAACGAAGCAAGAAUACCAGGGUGACACAGCUUAGAAACAUGGGAAUAGGGCCGAAGAUCCAAAGAAACAGGGGGAAGGAAAAGUAGAAGGCUCGCAGCCCCAGUGACCAGAAAUAGCUUCCCCUAUUCACCGACCGGCCGACAUAAUCAGCCGUGAGAUCGCUGUUCCGGAGGCUGAUCACCUUCUUGAAAGGUACGUUGAUAAGUAUGCUUGCAUGGCUGUAGUACCGAAUGGACUGCACGUUGAGCAAGAAGGCAACCAAGAAGCAGACCAGUAUGGAGAAGGACUUUAUGGAGAAGCCCAUGUCACUCUGGUCGCCGUAGAUGAACGCUGCCUCCGAACGCUUCCCGCCGCCGUUGGUCAUGAGGACGGCGAUGAGGGAGCUGAGCAUGAUGGCCGUGGAGGCCAAGAGGGUCGACGCCAUUAUGUUGUUUCUCAAUGUCUGAACUGCUAAAACCCCGUUCUUGGAUACGUCCUGCCAUUUCCAUCCCAAUUAUCAUCUCUCAACCAGGAAAGAUAAUCUAAACGAAGAAACGACGACGGUGCAUAUCUAUAUUAUGAUAUACAUGUAUACCUCCAUCAUGGCGGCGACCCAGAAGCGGCGGUUGAGGGCAUUGAGGCCGAUGACGGUGCGAGAGGGGUGGUGGACAACAUGGUGGAGGAGCCAAAUAUGGUAAGCCACCAUGAUGAGGAGGCCCGCUGGCACCAAUAUGUAAUCCAGGAGUUGUUUCUCCAUUCCGGGUCUGG